UUCGGCCGGGAUCAAUGCAGGGAGUGGCCGGGAAGUGUUUCGAGCUUGUGUGGAGAGCCAUGGUGGGAGCUUUGGAGUCGCCAGCAGCUAUCAGUCUUGCGACGUUUGGGGGAGUGAAGAGGCCUCAGUUGCCGAUCAAUUUUUUCAAGUUUCCUGCCGCCACGCGCCUCAAGGCUGUGCAACAGUACAUAGGCUGCUUUGAGUACCGGAUAGCGCUUCAGCCACACUACAAUGUUAAUAAGUACAGGCCACUGGCAAAACUUAUGGACACUGCACAGAUGAUGAUUCACAGUCCUCAGGCAAUUAAAUGCGUUGAAGGUGUGAUUCUGGCAAUUUAUCUCACCGCCGGACUCCAAGGCGUGGAACGAAUUCCCGUGGGUUUUGAGACUGAGCAAGACACGAAGAUCCAUCAGCACAUCAUUCUAGUGGUGCGCAAUGGAAAGAAGUUUGGUGCGUUUGGGAUGAGCCGCGAGGCCGACUUGGCAGGAAGAGAGUUUGAGUUUGAUAGCUUCUCAAGUAUUGUUUCUGAUUACAAACGAGCCUACGAAGGCCAUCGCCACACCAUCCAGAAGCUAUGGGUUGGACUGCCGGUGGAACUCAAUGUCGAGUCUUAUAACUACGUUUGCUGGCGGUACUUGACACUCACGCCAAACUCGCAACCAUGGAUAGAGUGCUGUGCCGAAAUGGACAAACACUUCUCCCAAUCGAAAAAACUCUGGGAAAGAUGGCUGCUCGAGGGACAGGGAGAAAUCCCAAAGAACCAAAGCAUCUAUAACAACGCCAAGAAACUGGAUAUAAACGCUGUUCCCAGAGCUGCAGGCGCGAUCUUGAGGAUUCCAAGGCCGCCUUCACGCUCGACGAUCUUACCAUCGAUCGUGAACCUCAACACUCCUGUGCCAUCGCGAGUGGGUUUUCAUGAGAUCCCGUCCAUCAGAUAUUUCCACGACUAACUUUUAAUGGGAGUUCUUUUAUUCUACCUUUAACUUAA
Molecule: messenger RNA, 988 nt
Organism: Selaginella moellendorffii
Lineage: Eukaryota; Viridiplantae; Streptophyta; Lycopodiopsida; Selaginellales; Selaginellaceae
Product: vasohibin-2-like
Exons: 10
Coding region: 15-950 (311 amino acids)
Biological process (GO): regulation of angiogenesis
Cellular component (GO): cytoplasm
Source: RefSeq, a predicted model, not a curated record